CCAGCCACGGACCCCCACACACCGCCACAUUCGGACCCUUGUUGGUACCUCUGACGAAAUCUAACCUAAAGUCAACACCAUCGCUUCACAAGACAAUUCUUCUCACAACAUCUGCCAGUCUGACAUGUUAUGAAAUAUAGCUGCCAAAGAUGGCAGCUUCCAUCCCCUUUCUUGAGUUUAUUUCAGCUCUCUUUGGUUGGGUCUACACUCUCUGCUGGUCAUUAUCAUUCUAUCCACAACCGAUCUUGAACUGGCGCCGCUCUUCCACAUCUGGAACAACAAUAGAUUUCCCUGCCAUUAAGUGGGUGUUUUCCGUUUCGAUACCCUCUGUUUAGACCAAUCUGAGGAGUUUGAGACUUUACUUCUUCCGAAGCGGUCUCUUACUCCUUAUCUGUUCUGAUACUCUUCAGUACCACUCAGAGAUAAAUACGCUGACUUUUAUAUACUCCAUAGUGUUGUCGGGUUCCUUGCAUACUUUGUCUUCAAUGCCGCAUUUCUCUGGUCCCCGCAGAUACACAAUGAAUAUGCCCAGAGAAAUCAUGGCCUUACCCCAACGGUCCAGCUCAACGAUUUAGCGUUUGCGGCCCAUGCCGUUGUUACCAGCAUAAUCACCCUCUCUCAAUUUUGGCCAGCACUUUGGAGGUUCGAGAAGAGAGGCAGAAGAGAGCCGGGAGUUCGAGUUAGCAAAGGGAUACAAGGGAUAAUUGUGGGAAGUAUCUUGGGGGUCGCAACCACUGCCUUUAUCGUUGUGGUACGAAACGACCAGAACCCUGCAACAGGUUGGGCAUGGAUUGAUGUGGUAAGUCACACAAUCAAGGAAUGCAGACUUCCAGCUAAAUUGGUUCUUCUCAGAUUUACGCAACUUCCUACGUCAAGUUGUUUGUUACACUCGUCAAAUACAUGCCCCAAGUUACCACGAAUUACCGAAACCAAAGUACCACUGGUUGGUCCAUAUCCCAAAUCCUCCUCGACUUCAUUGGUGGAAUCCUCUCCAUCACGCAGCUGUGCAUCGAUAGUUACUUACAAGGCGACUGGUCUGGCAUAACUGGGAACCCAGUCAAGUUAGGUCUUGGAAACAUCAGCGUGUUUUUCGACAUUAUUUUCAUGAUCCAGCAUUACUGGCUCUACAGAGGAGCGCAAGGUAAGGCGGCCGAAGAGGAUUCUCUGAUUGAUGGUUCCUCUAGAGAAGAGAGAAUUGAAUAGAUUAGAUGGUUGACCAUAGCGGAGAUACUCAUCUUGGGUCUUGGUUGUAUUUCAUUUUAGGGAUAGACAGAGAUGG
This is a messenger RNA of Hymenoscyphus albidus, 1279 nucleotides long. The record is from the annotation of a GenBank genome assembly. Lineage: Eukaryota; Fungi; Ascomycota; Leotiomycetes; Helotiales; Helotiaceae.